Molecule: messenger RNA, 778 nt
Organism: Priapulus caudatus
Lineage: Eukaryota; Metazoa; Priapulida; Priapulimorpha; Priapulimorphida; Priapulidae
Product: keratin-associated protein 6-2-like
Exons: 1
Source: RefSeq, a predicted model, not a curated record
GUUCUCUGUGGCCACAGCGGCUACGGAGGCGUGAGCGGAAACGCCGCCUUCAUCGGUGGAUACGGCAGUAACGUUGGCAGCGGAUACGGACACCGCGUAGCGGGCGGAUACGGAGGUCACCUCGGAGGGGGAUACGGAAGUCACGUUGGUACCGGAUACGGAAGUCAGGUCGGAAACAGAUACGGAGGUCACCUGGGCGGUGGAUACGGAAGCGGAUACGGCAGUCACCUGAGCAGUGGAUACGGAAGCGGAUACGGAAACUACCUGGACGAUGGAUACGGAAGCGGAUACGGAAGUCACCUGGGCGGUGGGUACGGAAGCGGAUACGGAAGUUACCUGGGCGGCAGAUACGGAAGCGGAUACGGAAGCGGAUACGGAAGCGGAUAUGGAAGCGGAUAUGGAAGUUACCCGAGCGGCGGAUACGGAAGUCGCGUCGUCAGAGGCCUCGCCGUCAGUCGGCCUCGCACAGUGAUCCACGCACCAGCAAGAUCCGCGCGCGCUCACCAGAGCCUCAACGUUGAUAGCUUCGGCAACAUCAUCGAUGCCAGCGGCUAUGGCCUGCAGGCGUUCGCUCCGAGCUUCAUCAACGCCGAGAGCUUCACCUUCGACGGAGCUCUGCAGGACGCAUCCGGCCGCGCCCCAUCCGGAUCCAGAAACGGAAACCGACAGCAGCAGGUUGUCAUCGGCAGCCGAUACCGAUCCGGAUACGCCAGGCAGACGGAGAGCGCGUCGGGCGCGCAGGGCGGAAGCGGAAGUGGCAAGUCCGGCAUCGAGCUGA